AUUCGCUUCCACCACUCGGAGGCUCCGCCCGCUCCGGUCUCCCCUGGCAACCGUCUCCAUCAGGCUCAGCCUUCUAAUUUUUUUUCACUCAGCUAUUGGGCCGGCUGUCCCAGCGUGCAAUGCGCGAGCGGGAGGUUUGGAGUAAUAGGUGCUUCUGGAACGUGGCGAUUUGGCUGCCUUGGAGAACUGUUUCUGCCUCCUGACCCGUCGAGGAUGGUUUGGAUUGAUUAAAGGCCUCAAUUGGAAUCCCUUUGCAUUUGGAACGGGGUCAACACAGAGACUUGACGUAUUAGGAUGGCUGGCAACCAAGAAAUGCCAUUUAAUGAGCAAGCAAAAUUCUUGUCUUAUAAUGGAGAAGUCCUUGUUUUUCAUUUGUCCAAAGACUAUUUUGAAGAUUGUGAAAUGCCUACAGACACACCUGCAUUAUAUGUCAAAAGGAUGAUAUUUGACAGAGAAAAAGGAACCUUUGUUCUGAUCUCCACGGGUUUUUUAAGGAUUAAGGAGAAAGCUUCACAUUUAAAAAUUCUGUCUUGUAAAUGUGUGUCAGAUUUCAAAACUAGAAUUAACCUCCCUUGCAUUUUGAUACAAUAUAAGAAAUAUAAUAGUAGAGACUUCACCUAUUGUAUACUGUUUCUUCACAAUGUGAAUAAAUUUGAAAGACAUUUGAGCUUCACACUCGAUCAUGCACUGGACGAGAGCUUAAAGAUCUUUGAUGGUCCUAUAAUUUUUUGGCAAUAUCUCAACAAAUUCUUCUAUAUCUCUUCCCAAAUUGGAGAGGUUACCAACAUAUCAGCUACUCUUUCUUCCAUUGAGUGGGUAGGUGAGAUCAAAAAUUUUGGUGUAGGAUUUUUGGGGCUGGCAGAACCACCCGCGGCUGGUACCCAUAAGUUUUCAGAAUCAGAUUGUGAAUUUUCUGAUUCCAACCUUUGUGCAUAUGACCUUAAAACUCAAGAAAAAUUAAGCACUAGUUACCUUAUCCCUCUUGCUUACAGUAGUAUUAUAACUCACGUGCAUGUCCGUGCUGCUGAAAUGGUCGACCAUCAGCUACGAAUGGCUCUGAUUGCCCUUACGCAAAAGAACCAGCUCAUUUUGUUCCAAAAUGGCAUUCCUGUACGAGUAUGCCAGCUUCCAUUUGUAGAUCCUUGUUCCGUUCAGAUUCUUGAUUCAGGCAAAAGAAACCAAUUUUUCAUCGUGUCAUUCAACUCCAAGGCUUGUGCUGUUUCGGAAAAGAAAUUUAAGGUUGUUGCUAAGUGGGAACAACUUAGCUUAAUCUUGAUAAAUGACUUUGUUGGAGUUGGAACUGACCAACUACUGGUCAUUUUUGAUGCCGCUCUGAACACAGAUCAGCUGACUUCAUUUGCUAUAACAGAUUUUGUCAGAAUAAACUUUUCAACUGAACCACUGGAUUAUUGCAUUGAAGACCCUUUUGCUGAAGAGGAACAUGAAAAUUAUUAUUUGGUGCUUCCGGCACUGGAAGCACAAUUGGAAGCUUCAUUUGUUUAUCUUAACAAAUUACAGAAGCAUAUCUCAUUUAAGGAUAAAUUUAUUGCAAACUCUUGGAAGAUUCUUUUAAACUCAAUUUAUGGGAACAUUGAUAUUUCGUCAAACGAUGAGGAGGACGAGCUUGUUCCAUUCUGUGAUGAAGAUGAAAGCAGUAUCCAUACCCCUGAGGAAAAGUUAUCAGAGAAUUUUCAAGAGCCAGAACAUAUUGUAAAGCAGACAUGGUGUCGUGUACUAGACGAUGACUUAGUGAUUGGACUGAAAGUCACAUCUUUGAACCCCUCUUCCAAUGAAAUGACUUUAUCACUGAUAAUGGAUCAAAGCAACAGGUCCACCUUUCAGCUUCUGAAGUGUCAAAGUCAGGUGACUAGGUUGAGUAUGUAUUCUUUUCCAGAAGCAGACUUGAAGCCAGUGGAAACAGGACCAGAGACAAAAAGGAUCAAGUUGACCGAUGGUAGCAAGGAAGAAGAAAACUCUUCUUGUGAACAAUUAUCUAAGAUAGAAUCUACCCACAUAAUUACUGCUGUCACGUCUCUUUCACCACUUCUAGUAUUCAACAAACUGUGUUGCACUUUGCUGUUAAACAUUAGUGACAGAGAUAGUGUUAAAAACACUGUGCAUGAUUAUGUUAUAUGUGGCAGCCUUGAUUUUAAUCUACAAGAUCUUUUUAGUAUGAACCACCUACUGGCAUUCCCAAAGAAGGAAUCAAUAGAACAUAUGGAAGAUCUUUUAUUGCUUCUUGCAGCACUGCACAAAUAUUGUUUUCUUGUCACAUCGCCUACCCAUGCCCCGAAUCUAAUGAAGAUAUGGCUCUUGAAACACAUGAAAUGUGAAAUAAUCAAUGGAUUUAGAGAAAUAUACCUUUAUAAAAUGCUUCGAAAUUGUGGGGCACUCUUCUCUUGGGAGCCGAGAACAACAUUUGAAGGAAUUUUAACAGUCUAUUGCAGGAAUGAGGGAGUUUUGUUCCACUGUCUUGACCAACUGAUCAGAGUUCUCCCUGAAAGAUGUUUCUUCAGUUAUCUGAGAUUAGGAAAUGAGGCUUUCCUAAUGGGUCACUGGUUAGACACUCUGGAGAAGGAACUAGUAACCUUUUGUUCUCUUUCCACUUCUGCCUUUGAGUAUGCUAGAGAUGGAGCUAUGCAUAAGACAAAUGAAGCAAAGAAUAGUCGUGCAGCCGCUUCAGAGGAAGAGGACAAGAUCUGUCUGCACAAGCAGGAAGUGCAGAGAGAAAGAAUGAUAAAGGACUUGAAUCUGAAAGUGAAUGGCAGCAGUUAUGUGCAGAUGACUUUGGCUUUAGCCGCGACUCAGCUGAAAUCAGACCUUAUUGCAGAGAAACUGGCCAAUUUGUAAUUGUACUUUCAAAAUCUUGUUUUAGGAUAUUCCAGCUAUCAUGAAGUGUUUAAUUUGUUAUCCUUAUUUAAUAUAAAGAUUAAAACUUAUUAUAAUCCCUAGGAUCUUGUUUUUCGUCUAUUAUUUUUGUGUCUGCUGCAAUUCCAUAAUCCAGGCUGUUCUAGAACUCGUUAUGGAGCUCAGAUUGGUUUUAUUUAGGAUUGGAGAAAUCUCCCUGCCUCAACCUCCUGAGUACCAAAAAUUACAUGGGUGUGCCACUACGCUGGCUCAAUGAUCAGUUUUGAUGACACAAUAUAGUAUUUCUAGUAGAGCAGAAGUUUAUUAUGUUCUCCUUUUAUCUUCCCCUGCUUCUACUUUCUAAUGCAAGGGACAUUUGACUGUGGCUGGAGACUUCUUUUCUUGUUUAGAAUGUGGAGGGUUAAGUGCUUUUAUAUUUUAUAUUCAGAAAAACUAAGACAAAUUAAGGAUCUCUAUUAGAGACACUUUGGAAUAGAUGAGUAUUUGUUGUGGGGUUUUGCUUUAGGUUAGUAGGAAGUUUAGCAGCACCUUUGGCUUCCUCUACCCACUAAAUGCCCAUAAUAUUCCCAGCUGACCUUUGCUGGGAAGUAAAGGCCAGCAUCCUAUGAAACCUUCUAUGCAAAGAACCAAAUCCAAUAAUCCAAAGAACUAAAAUGUCGAUGAUUUAAAAAACAUGUGAUUCUUUUUGGGUAUUCUGUUUAGUAAAACAAGGCUUGUGGAAAAAAAAGCUUCAAGUAAAUGAAUUAAUUCAGAUGAUCAGAAACUGCUACUUGCUAUAUUUAGCUCUCUUGGAAAGUUAAAUGUAGCAUUACGUGAGACCAGUUUGUAAAGCUCUGGUUAUAUUGUAUUAGACAGCUGCUCUGAAAUUAGACAACUCUGUAGGAAUGUAAAGAAAAGAACUUGGGGCAUUUUUCUUAAAAGUAGAUCCCUCAUCUCUCUCAAGAGACGAAGUGUACCUCGCAAGCUACUAUAUUAUCAAAAGUAAAAUUGUGGGGCUGGGCAGAGAGCUUAAAGGGUUAAAGCAUUUGCCCUGCAAGGC
Molecule: messenger RNA, 3907 nt
Organism: Microtus ochrogaster (prairie vole)
Lineage: Eukaryota; Metazoa; Chordata; Mammalia; Rodentia; Cricetidae
Gene: Fancb
Product: FA complementation group B
Biological process (GO): negative regulation of double-strand break repair via homologous recombination; positive regulation of double-strand break repair via homologous recombination; replication-born double-strand break repair via sister chromatid exchange
Cellular component (GO): Fanconi anaemia nuclear complex
Source: RefSeq, a predicted model, not a curated record